AUGGCCUCUCAUUCUACACAAGAAAUGGAAAAAGAAUAUUCUUUGGCAAAGAGAACAAAGAUGAGCAAUGAGAAAGAAUUUCCUCUAAGUAAACUUUUAGGUACUAAAGAUUUUCAAUAUUCAAUAUUACAUUAUCACAAUAAAAUUCUUUCUAACCACCAUGCUCAUCCAAAUUUGCAGUCGGAAAUCGCCUCAAACAUUCCUCGACCAACAAUUCAAUCUGUAACGAAUAUUUUGACGAGUAUGGAAAAGAAAUAUCUGGAAAGUUUUCCUUAUACAAAAUGGGGACAAUCAAAAGAUGAUUAUAGUUUCAACCGUGUCAAACCUGCCCUUAUAGAGCUAAAGGGUGCCAUUUUAGAUUACGCUGCCCAUUUCACAUCACCUGACGAAUUUCCAAUCACUACAUUCUCCUUUCUUCAUCUGGCUACUAAUUAUGCUCAUAGAUUACCGGAAUGGGAUAACAGUUCACACAACGAACUUAAACAUGACUUAGAUGUCAAAUUGGCUAAUUUUUGGAAAAAAGCUAUCAUUAAUGCCGCGAGCAAACUAAGGGAAGGAAAAAUAUACGGCCAAACGGUUCAAGAACUAGUAGAUGAGUUAUCAUAUGAUGAAACUCAAGAGCCGGCCUGCUCAGAUGAAUUUGAUAAUGGUGAAUCAUCGUCUAUAGAAGAUAAAUGCACAAG
Messenger RNA from Racocetra fulgida, 683 nucleotides. NCBI's taxonomy places the organism in Eukaryota, Fungi, Glomeromycota, Glomeromycetes, Diversisporales, Gigasporaceae. The record is from the annotation of a GenBank genome assembly.